GAUGGCAAACGGUCAUCUGCCGUGGCAGUGAGAAGUCGGCCAACAUUUUAGAUUGCUUUUUGACUUUAAAAACAGAAGUUCCUAUCAUGACUGAACAGCAAAAACAAGACCUGAACCCUCUGACCAUAAAGAUCAGGUCCGCCUCUUGUCUUCCAAUCCAGCCUGUAUCCAUUCAUGAUCUGGAGAGGCUGUGCAGCCCUGUCUACUGCAGAUACCAGUUCCACAGUACUCCGGUGCACGAGACCAAGAGAGAGCCCCAUGGGACUCAUGUAUUUUUUCACGAUAUCAAUGUCAUCUUCCUUGGGGCCAUGCACCCCAGUGACGUGAGGGAGUACCUGGAAGGACCCCCCAUGGUAGUUGAAGUCCAUGACAGGGACCGGAAGUCAGAGGAGUAUUCCCGGAAGCCUACCCUGUUUGGAGAGGACUUUUUAGAUUCAUACUUCAAUCUCCAAGCUUUCAUCUCUUCCAAAGACACAGAGACUAACCCCUAUGAGUCACAGAACAAGAUUUGGGAUCCUUAUGGGGUUGCCAGAGUCAGUUUUGCUGACCUCCUCCUUGGUUAUAAGUACUUGAACCUCAUUGUCCCCAUCCACAACUGUGAGCCAAAGUCUCCCAACUGGAGCCAGGAUAGUAGGAACAGAAGGGCUUUAGGAUUCCAGGCUCCCACAGAUGUCCUCCAGCACAGCUCAAUCCCCAUAGGCAACUACCUGGAGGCAAACUCUUUACUCAAGCUCCGAGUAGACAUUGCAGUACCCUUGGGUAGUUGGUCCAGAGCUCCUGAGUUUGACCUAAUGGGUACCCAUUUUGGUCGCAUCAUUUUUGUGUUCAAUGUCAAGAAGCUGUCCCUCCUACAGAGCCUGCUACAGGACAUCACCAUAAUCAAUGCUAAAGCCCUGGACCUGGACAGUUAUCCCCUCCAGAACAUCCAGCAAAUUCUGUCAGCCUUCAAGGUGCGUGUGAAGGUCCAGGAGCAGCAGAACCUGGAUGUGCUCACUGGCUUCCAUCUGUUGGAUGGGAAGAUCCAUCUUUUUAUUCUAGAAGGCUUGGCAGACCAUGGCUUGAGGCGGCUGUGGGAGAGUUACCAGAGCAGUGUUACUGCCUCCAACCGUGCAGCAUGCAAGGUGCUGUAUGACUCCAGGAUGCUCUUCCGCAACCGCCUGUAUGCGGACCUGGAGACUAUGCUGUACCACGUACAUUUGUUCAGGCCCGUGUCAGUGCUCCUGCGGUACCCUGCACUCUAUGUUCGUGGGGCUGUGUCACGCAUGGCCUUUCAGGCACUGUCCAGGAUCCAUGACAUCUGCCACAACAGCACCAGGCUCAAGGAGGUGGUUAUGAGAGACCUGCUGCCUUCUUCCUCCAUGAUUAAAGACCUCAGCCAAGAGUUUGGGAUACCCAUUUCUCAGGAAGAUCUCACAGAUGGAAAGCUGUUGGCCCCAUCACCCCAGCCUGAUGUCAAUGAUGAGGACUUCCCACAUCGACCUUCUAAUCUCCCACAGGAGAUUCAAGCCCACCAGGAGAAGUACCUGCAGUGGCGGAACAACAUGCUGUUGAAGAACCAAGUCCAUAGGGAUAGCGUUGUCCAGGUGGGCAUCUCUCUUCCCUCCAUGCUGGGGCUCCCGGAUUCCGAGGGGUUCAGGGCCCAGUAA
Molecule: messenger RNA, 1646 nt
Organism: Grammomys surdaster
Lineage: Eukaryota; Metazoa; Chordata; Mammalia; Rodentia; Muridae
Exons: 4
Source: RefSeq, a predicted model, not a curated record